UCAGUCUGGCCCUGGAGUCUGUAGCUCCUGCUCUGUAUUCUCCUUUCUUACCAGACCUUGAACAGGAAUCGCAGCAGAACAGUGGUGAAGCACAGCUGCCUCGAAUCCUGCCUUAUGUGACAGCUGCUGGGAAGAGGCCUCUGUAAGAUCAUGGGGGAUGUGAAGUUGGUUUCCUCAUCGCAUGUUUCCAAAACCUCCCUAAGUGAGGAUACUUCAAGGAUUAGCUCCAUGCCACUGAUGGAGGCCCCUGCUUUCAUUCUGCCCCCUCGGAACCUCUGUGUCAAAGAAGGAGCCACAGCCAAGUUUGAAGGGAGGGUCCGAGGUUACCCAGAGCCCCAGGUGACAUGGCACAGAAAUGGGCAACCCCUCUCCAGUGGGGGCCGCUUCCUGCUGGACUGUGGUGUCCGGGGAACUUUCAGCCUUGUCAUUUGUGCUGUCUGUGAGGAGGACAAGGGAAAGUACACCUGUGAAGCCAGCAAUGGCAGUGGUGCCCGCCAGCUGACGGUGGAGCUGACAGUGGAAGAGAGUUUUGCAAAGAAGCAUGGCCAACCUGUGGUUUCCAAAACCCUGGGGGACAGAUUUUCAACGACAGCAGUGGAAACUCGUCCUAGCAUUUGGGGGGAGUGCCCACCAAAGUUUGCUACCAAGUUGGGCCGAGCAGUGGUCAAAGAAGGACAAAUGGGGCGAUUCUCCUGCAAAGUCACUGGCCGGCCCCAACCUCAGGUCACUUGGCUCAAGGAAAAUGUCCCACUGCAGGCGAGUGCACGUGUGUCUAUGUCAGAGAAGAAUGGGAUGCAGGUCCUGGAAAUUCAUGAGGUCACCCAGGAUGAUGUGGGCAUGUACACAUGCAUGGUGGUAAAUGGAUCAGGAAAGGCAUCCAUGUCAGCAGAGCUCUCCAUCCCAGGUUUGGACAGUGCCAGCAGGUCAUUUGUGAGAGGAACAAAGGCCCCCGAUGCAGACAUCAGGAGGGAGGUGACCAAUGGAAUCACAAAGGGGCCCAAACUGGACAGCAUGGAGACAAUGGCUGGAAGUAAGGCCAGCCCCAGCCUACAUAAAGGUGGCUCUAUGGCCUGGGUUGCAAACAGCCCAUCACAUUCUCUGCAGAAGCCUAAAGCAGAGGUAUGUGAGGACUCCCCCAGAAAGGUCCUGCAGACUCCCCUCCUACAGAAGACUCCCAGCACCAUCACCCUGCAAGCCACGAAAGUUCAGCCGGAACCCAGAGCGCCAGCUUUGGGAGCUCCAUCUCCUUCUGGAGAAGAGAGGAAGAGGCCAGCUGCUUCCCGGCCAACCACCCUCCCAACCAGGUGGUCUGGCCUGGAAAGCCCAGAAGUUGUGAGCACAGUUGCCCCUAGGAAAACUCUCAUGGAAGGCCAGAGAGACUCAACACUGCCUAAGUUUGAGAGCAAGCCUCAAAACCUGGAAGUCUGUGAACAUGAAACAGUCAAGUUCAAGUGCAGUGUUUCAGGGAUCCCCAAGCCUGAAGUGACUUGGUUUCUGGAUGGUAUCCCUGUGCCAACAAGAGAAGGCACCAUUGAGGUUUAUGAGGAUGGGGGAGCUUAUUACCUCUGCCUGCUGAGUGCCCGGACCAGAGACAGUGGGCAGUACAGCUGCACAGCUUCCAACAGCCGAGGCCAGGUGUCCUGCAGCUGGACCCUCCAGGUGGAAAAGCCGGCUGCCAUGGAAGUGGCCCCCUCCUUCUCCAGAGUCCUAAAGGACUGCAUGGUCAUUGAGGGCCAAGAUUUUGUGCUGAAGUGCUCUGUGCAAGGGACCCCAGUGCCCCAAAUCACUUGGCUGCUCAAUGGGCAGCCCAUCCAGUAUGCGCACUCCACCUGCCGGGCUGGCGUGGCUGAGCUCCGGGUCCAGGACACCCUGCCAGAGGAUGAUGGUAUCUAUACCUGUCUGGCUGAGAACACCUCAGGCCAAGUGUCCUGCAGCGCCAGGGUCACUGUCCAUGAAAAAAAGAGUGACAGGAAGAGUGAUCUUUCGCCCUUGGCUCCCAUCAAGGCCACCGCACCCAUCUUCCUGCAGGGCCUCUCUGAUCUCCGAGUCAUGGAUGGAAGCCAGGUCACCAUGACGGUCCAGGUGUCAGGGAACCCACCCCCCAAGGUCAUCUGGCUUCACAAUGGGAAUGAGAUCCAGGAGUCAGAGGACUUCCACUUUGAACGGAGAGGCACUCAGCACAGUCUCUGCAUCCAGGAGGUGUUCCCGGAGGACACGGGCACAUAUACCUGCGAGGCCUGGAACAGUGCCGGAGCAGUUCGCACCCAGGCGGUGCUCACAGUGCAAGAGCCACAAGAUGGCAUCCAGCCCUGGUUCAUCAGCAAGCCUCGCUCAGUGAUGGCCUCCCUGGGCCAGAGUGUCCUUAUCUCCUGUGCCAUUGCUGGUGACCCCUUUCCCAGCGUGCACUGGCUCCGAGAUGGCAAAGCCCUCUCCAAAGACACUGGCCACUUUGAGGUGCUACAGAAUGAGGAUGUGUUCACCUUGGUCCUGAAGAAUGUGCAGCCCUGGCACGCGGGCCAGUAUGAGAUCCUGCUCAGGAACCAGGUUGGCGAAUGCAGUUGCCAGGUGUCGCUGAUGCUACAGAACAGCCCUGCCAGCCCGUGCUUGCGGGGGCGGGAGCCUGCCAGCUGUGAGGGCCUCCGUGGUGGAGGAGUUGGUGCUGAUGGUGGCAGUGACUGUGAUGGGACCCUGAGGCCUGGCUGGCUAGCAAGAGGGCAGGGUUGGCCAGAGGAGGAAGACGCUGAGGACGUGCGAGGGGUGCUGAAGCGGAGAGUGGAGACCAGGCUGCACACGGAGGAGGCGAUCCGCCAGCAGGAGGUGGAGCAGCUAGAUUUCCGUGACCUCCUGGGGAAAAAGGUGAGCACCAAGACUGUCUCAGAAGAAGACCUCAAGGAGAUCCCAGCUGAGCAGAUGGAUUUCCGUGCCAACCUGCAGCGGCAAGUGAAGCCAAAGACUGUAUCUGAGGAAGAGAGGAAGGUGCACAGUCCCCAACAGGUUGACUUCCGUUCUGUCCUGGCCAAGAAGGGGACUCCUAAGACCCCGGGGCCUGAGAAGGCACCACCUCCAAAACCUGCCACCCCGGAUUUCCGCUCAGUGCUGGGCAGCAAGAAGAAAUCACCAGCAGAGAAUGGCAGCAGCAGUGCUGAGGCCCCAAAUGCCAAAGCUCCCGAAAGUCCCGUGCCUGUGGGCAAUGCAGAACCUGCAGGAGCCCUCAAACCCACGAGCAAUGCCAAGCCUGCUGAGACCCCGAAAUCCAUGGGCAGCAGCAAGCCUGCCGAGACCCUGAAACCUGUGGGCAACACCCAGCCUGCAGAGACUCCAAAACCCAUGAGCAGCACACAACCUUUUGGGUCCCUGAAACCCAUAGGUAAUGCCAAGCCUGCUGAACCCCUGAAACCCCUGAGCAAUGCCAAGCCUGCUGAGACCCUGAAACCAUCUGGGAAGGAAGAACUCAAGAAGGAAGUUAAGAAUGAUGUGAACUACAAGACAGGACAUGCAGCAGCCACCGAUAAAGAGAAAAGACCAGAGAGCCAAGGGGUGGCCCCAACCUUCACAGAGAAGCUACAAGAUGUCCGUGUGGCAGAGGGUGACAAACUGCUAAUCCAGUGCCAGGUGUCAUCUGACCCCCCAGCUACCAUCACAUGGACACUGAAUGGAAAGACACUCAAGACCACCAAGUUCAUCAUCCUCUCCCAAGAAGGCUCACUGUGCUCUGUCUCUAUCCAGAAGGCUCUGCCCGAGGACAAGGGCCUGUACAAGUGCAUAGCCAAGAACAGCGCUGGCCAGGCGGAGUGUUCCUGCCAAGUCACCGUGGACGAUGCACCAGCCAGUGAGAACACCAAGGCCCCAGAGAUGAAAUCCCGGAGGCCCAAGACCUCUCUUCCUCUUGUGCUAGGAACAGAGAGUGAUGCAACUGUGAAAAAGAAACCCACCUCCAAGAUAUCUCCAAAGGCAGCAAUGCCCCCUCAGAUCAUCCAGUUCCCUGAGGACCAGAAGGUGCGGGCAGGAGAGCCUGUGGAGCUGCUUGGGAAAGUGACCGGCACGCAGCCCAUCACCUGUACCUGGAUGAAGUUCCGAAAGCAGAUCCAGGACAGUGAGCUCAUCAAGGUGGAAAACAGUGAAGGCGGCAGCAAGCUCACCAUCCUGGCCGCGCGCCAGGAACACUGCGGCUGCUACACGCUGCUGGUGGAAAACAAGCUGGGCAGCAGACAGGCCCAGGUCAACCUCACGGUCGUGGAUAAGCCAGACCCCCCGGCUGGCAUCCCUUGUGCGUCUGAUAUCCGAAGCUCCUCACUGACCCUGUCUUGGUAUGGCUCUUCCUAUGAUGGAGGCAGUGCUGUGCAGUCCUACAGCAUUGAGAUCUGGGAUUCAGUGGACAAGAUGUGGAAGGAACUAGCCACAUGCCGCAGCACCUCUUUUAACGUUCAGGAUCUGCUGCCUGACCGAGAGUAUAAAUUUCGUGUACGUGCAAUCAAUGUGUAUGGAACGAGCGAGCCAAGCCAGGAGUCUGAGCUCACCACGGUGGGAGAGAAACCUGAGGAGCCCAAGGAUGAAGUGGAGGUAUCAGAUGAUGAUGAAAAGGAGCCGGAAGUUGACUAUCGGACAGUGACGGUCAACACUGAACAAAAAGUCUCUGACUUGUACAACAUUGAAGAGAGACUAGGAUCUGGAAAAUUUGGACAAGUCUUUAGACUUGUAGAAAAGAAAACUGGAAAAAUCUGGGCAGGGAAAUUCUUCAAAGCAUAUUCAGCAAAAGAGAAGGAGAACAUCCGGGAGGAGAUCGGCAUCAUGAACUGCCUUCACCAUCCCAAGCUGGUCCAGUGUGUGGAUGCCUUUGAGGAAAAGGCCAACAUCGUCAUGGUGCUGGAGAUCGUGUCAGGCGGUGAGCUGUUUGAACGGAUCAUUGAUGAGGACUUCGAGCUGACAGAGCGGGAGUGCAUCCAGUACAUGAGGCAGAUCUCGGAGGGGGUGGAAUACAUCCACAAGCAAGGCAUCGUGCACCUGGACCUCAAGCCCGAGAACAUCAUGUGUGUCAACAAGACAGGCACGAGAAUCAAGCUCAUCGACUUCGGUCUGGCCCGGAGGCUGGAGAAUGCAGGGUCUCUGAAGGUCCUCUUUGGCACCCCGGAGUUUGUGGCUCCUGAAGUGAUCAACUAUGAACCUAUCGGCUAUGCCACAGACAUGUGGAGCAUCGGGGUCAUCUGCUAUAUCCUGGUCAGUGGCCUUUCUCCCUUCAUGGGUGACAACGACAACGAGACCUUAGCCAAUGUUACCUCAGCCACCUGGGACUUCGAUGAUGAGGCGUUUGACGAGAUCUCCGAGGAUGCCAAGGAUUUCAUCAGCAACUUGCUGAAGAAAGAUAUGAAAAACCGACUGAACUGUACCCAGUGCCUUCAGCACCCAUGGCUGAUGAAAGACACUAAAACCAUGGAGGCCAAGAAGCUGUCCAAGGACCGGAUGAAGAAGUACAUGGCAAGGAGGAAAUGGCAGAAAACGGGCAAUGCUGUGAGAGCCAUUGGAAGACUGUCCUCUAUGGCAAUGAUCUCAGGGCUCAGUGGCAGGAAGUCCUCAACAGGGUCACCAACCAGCCCCCUCAAUGCAGAGAAACUAGAAUCUGAAGAAGAUGUCUCUCAGGCUUUCCUUGAGGCUGUAGCUGAGGAAAAGCCCCACGUGAAACCCUAUUUCUCUAAGACUAUUCGUGACUUGGAAGUUGUGGAGGGAAGUGCUGCUAGAUUCGACUGCAAGAUUGAAGGAUACCCAGACCCUGAGGUCGUCUGGUUCAAAGAUGACCAGUCAAUCCGAGAGUCGCGCCACUUCCAGAUAGACUACGAUGAGGAUGGGAACUGCUCUUUGAUUAUUAGUGAUGUCUGUGGGGAUGACGAUGCCAAGUACACCUGCAAGGCUGUCAACAGCCUUGGAGAAGCCACCUGCACGGCCGAACUCAUUGUGGAAACCAUGGAGGAAGGAGAAGGGGAAGGGGAAGAGGAAGAAGAGGAAGAGUAAAACAAAUCCAGGGAGGAGCAAUGUCAAAGUCAUUUUAAAAAACCAUUUCUCUAAAACUCAAAAAACUCCAGAUAGUAAUUAAAGGCGCCUAGUUUGGUAGGUUAUCUAGUUAGGUCAUGUGGGGGUUGAUUCAUCAGCAACAGCAGUUGAUACUUAGGAGCAUUACUGGUGGGCAUUAGUAUGAAUUAGCUGACACCUUCAGAUAAAGUGCAGCUACAAUUCAUUUAGGGAAAUCACCAGCAACUUGCAUGACCAGUUGGCUUUAGGGAAAAAGAAGCCAGAAGAAAUAUCUGGGCGAACUCAUGAAGGCAUCCAUGAAUAUCAAGUCCACAUCUGGGCUCUGGGUCCUGUGACUCUGCUAAGCCCAGAAGGUCCUUGGAGACAGGUGGCUUCUCUACCCAGCCCCUGGAUCUUCUCUGGCACUGCAGCAUUUUAUUCUGAAAGCAGUUGAGCCAUUCUGCCUUCCAGAACACACUUCUUUUCGAAGCUCACUGUAGACAUCCACACUCUUCUAUUCCUCUCCCCUGUUCCACUUAUAAGCUUUUCUGGCUCUGAAUUUGUCAUAAAUUUUGGCACUAAGGACAUUAAUUGUGCUUCUAAGAUUGUGAAGACAGGAACCCUGCUCAUGGCUGACUCCUUUCUUCUAAAAUCAGUAGGCAACCUAAAUUAAACUUAUCCCCUCUUUUCAAGUGUCUAGCAGCUUCAGACUUUCCAGUAAGAACCCAUGGUGCAGGCAGAUCCUUGCUAAUGUGCUUUUUUUCUUCAGCCAGGAUUCAGAUUUAUGCUGUUAUUGGGUAUCAGCCUGCAUGCAUGGUAAAGAUUUUUGUGUCUGAAUGUGGAAAAAAAAGUUUGCUGAAAUGUUAGUCUUGAUUAUUUAUUAGGCUCCCUGAAAUGUAUUUCAACUCAUGAACAGCUGCCGAGCUCCCUGUACUUUGGAAUCUUCUAGCCUGAGUUUAAUUCAUCUUGACUCGCCACACAUCCAGAGAGCACAGCCUACCAUAGAGUUCCACGCUAUUUUUCUACUUGAUUAUGCAUCAAUCAUGCCUCGCCCCCAGUCUUGGAAUGUAUUCUUAGGCCUGACAAAUGCACUCAGACUUGCAUCUUUAGGAAUUUUUAACUUUUUUCACUACAUUGGCACUUAAAUUUUUUCUUUAUAAAACUUUUUGAGGGUCACAGACCAUAAACAAAUACCAUAAAUGGAUAUAUCUAGUACAUUUCCUCUGCGUGUGUGUGUAUGCGUGUGUAACAUUCCAAGUACUCUUUUCUUUUCCACUGUUUGUAAAGUGCAACAACAUAAUAUUCCAGUGGACUUUCUAAUAGUUCCUUAUGAACCAAUUUUAAAUUACUUAUGUGCAAUCCUACCAAGUAUCAAUGUUAGAAUUUUGAUCUUAUGUUAUCUUCCAUUCUAUUGUUAGCUACUUUUUCAAAUUGCCAGUACUUUUCCUUUUUUGCUUUUUAAACAGUUACAGUAUUUUUCAUUAUAGCCACAGUAUUGCCACAAUUUAUUAUAAUAAAGGGAUUUUAAUUUGAUUUAGACCAAAGUGUUUUUCAUCACUUUUAAUUGUGUUUAGAAUAUAAUUUGUGUGUGUGUGUGUGUAUUGUAUGUAUGUGCAUGAGUGUUAUAUACAUGUGUUUACAGCUUAAUGCCUUCUUGGGACUGUGUUAAUGUUCUUUUGGUUUAUUAUGCCAUCAGAAUGGUAAAUCAGAACACUACGAAUGUAGUUAGCUCACAGUUUUUAAAUAAAGAUACCACAGUGCA
Messenger RNA from Octodon degus (degu), 7762 nucleotides. It is a transcript of the gene Mylk, whose product is annotated as myosin light chain kinase. Gene Ontology annotation, molecular function: protein kinase activity; protein binding; ATP binding. The transcript has 32 exons. Gene Ontology annotation, biological process: protein phosphorylation. Bases 151 to 6003 code for a protein of 1950 amino acids. The record is from RefSeq and is a predicted model, not a curated record. Lineage: Eukaryota; Metazoa; Chordata; Mammalia; Rodentia; Octodontidae.